GCGGCCAGGGCCAGGGCCAGGGCCAGGGCCAGGGCCAGGGCCAGGGCCAGGGCGGCGGGGACACGUACCGCCCCAAGCGGCCCACCACCCUCAACCUCUUCCCGCAGGUGCCGCGGUCUCAGGACACACUGAAUAAUAAUUCUCUGGGCAAGAAGCACAGUUGGCAGGAUCGGGUGUCUCGAUCAUCCUCGCCCCUGAAGACAGGGGAGCAGACACCUCCACACGAACACAUCUGCCUGAGCGAUGAGCUGCCACCCCAGAGCAGCCCUGCCCCCACCAAGGAUCGAGGCACCUCCACCGACAGCCCUUGCCGCCGCAGUGCCGCCACCCAGAUGGCACCGCCCAGCGGCCCCCCAGCCGGCCCCCCCGGUGGUCGGGGCCACUCGCACCGAGACCGCAUCCACUACCAGGCGGACGUGCGGCUGGAGGCCACCGAGGAGAUCUACCUGACGCCAGUGCAGAGGCCCCCAGACCCCGCAGAGCCCACCUCUGCCUUCUUGCCGCCUGCUGAGAGCCGGAUGUCAGUCAGCUCGGAUCCAGACCCUGCCGCCUACACCUCAACUGUGGGGCGGCCCCACCCCUCCAUCAGUGAAGAGGACGAGGGCUUUGACUGCUUGUCGUCCCCAGAGCGGCUCGAGCCGCCAGGAGGAGGGUGGCGGGGGAGCCUGGGGGAGCCGCCGCCGCCUCCACGGGCCUCGCUGAGCUCGGACACCAGCGCCUUGUCCUACGACUCGGUCAAGUACACGCUGGUGGUGGACGAGCAUGCGCAGCUGGAGCUGGUGAGCCUGCGGCCGUGCUUCGGAGACUACAGCGACGAGAGCGACUCGGCCACGGUCUACGACAACUGCGCCUCCGCCUCCUCGCCCUACGAGUCGGCCAUUGGCGAGGAGUACGAGGAGGCCCCCCGGCCUCGGCCCUCAGCCUGCCUGUCUGAGGACUCUACGCCUGACGAGCCCGACGUCCACUUCUCCAAGAAGUUCCUGAACGUCUUCAUGAGUGGCCGUUCUCGCUCCUCUAGUGCAGAGUCCUUCGGGCUCUUCUCCUGUGUCAUCAACGGGGAGGAGCAGGAGCAGACCCACCGGGCCAUAUUCAGGUUUGUGCCUCGACACGAAGACGAGCUGGAGCUGGAGGUGGACGACCCCCUGCUGGUGGAGCUGCAGGCGGAGGACUACUGGUACGAGGCCUACAACAUGCGCACAGGUGCCCGGGGCGUCUUUCCCGCCUACUACGCCAUCGAGGUCACCAAGGAGCCCGAACACAUGGCAGCCCUGAGCAAAAGCAGCGACUGGGUGGACCAGUUCCGGGUGAAGUUCCUGGGCUCCGUCCAAGUUCCCUAUCACAAGGGCAAUGACGUCCUCUGUGCCGCUAUGCAAAAGAUUGCCACCACGCGCCGGCUCACCGUGCACUUUAACCCGCCCUCCAGCUGCGUCCUAGAGAUCAGCGUGCGGGGCGUGAAGAUAGGCGUGAAGGCCGAAGACUCCCAGGAUGCCAAGGGGAAUAAAUGUAGCCACUUUUUCCAGUUAAAAAACAUCUCUUUCUGCGGAUACCAUCCAAAGAACAACAAGUACUUUGGGUUCAUCACCAAGCACCCCGCUGACCACCGGUUUGCCUGCCACGUCUUUGUGUCUGAAGAAUCCACCAAAGCCCUGGCAGAAUCUGUGGGGAGAGCGUUCCAGCAGUUCUACAAGCAGUUUGUGGAGUACACCUGCCCCACAGAGGACAUCUACCUGGAGUAGGGGUGCCGCUGCCCUCUCCUCCCCUGGGCCCCGGGCCAGUGCCAGGACAGCUGGCUGCUGACAGGAGAGGCACUGCUCGCCGAGGACACUCGCUGCCAGAGGAUGGGGAAGUGGGGGCCACCGGCCGAGGGGGGUGGGGGUGACGGGGAGAGGCACAUGCCGUUUAUUGUAAUAUAUGGGAUUAGAUUCAUCUAUGAGAAAGCGGGCUGCCCGGGGAUUGGGAAGGGGCGGGCUGGUGGGGUGUCAGCCUCUGACCAGGAAGGAACCAUCCUGGGGGCAGAGCUAUCUGCCCCAUCCUGGGCCUCGGGCCCAUUCCGCCUGUGGAUGCCCACCCCACCCCUCGCCUCCAACUCCCAACCCCAGGGUCCUGAGCUCAGGCUAAGCCCAGCCACCUCCCGAGGACCUGGCAGCAAGGGGGCACAGCGGCUGAAGGCCCUGUCCCUGUCCUCAGCUCUGUCAUUCGGGUGACCUCUGGGUGGCUCCUCACACCUGCCUUACCAGCAUGCUGGCCCCUGGCAGAUGAGGGGCCUCCCUGGGGUGGGAGUGAGCUGUGGGGCCCUUCCCGGCAGGAAAAGGUAGCGUCCCGGCCAGCUGGGGCCUCUGGGCUGCUCCCACCUUGGUCCCAUCUCCCUGGCCACAACUAUUAAAGUGCCAUUUCCUGUC
Condylura cristata (star-nosed mole) is the source of this 2399-nucleotide messenger RNA. It is a transcript of the gene MAPK8IP1, whose product is annotated as mitogen-activated protein kinase 8 interacting protein 1. Gene Ontology annotation, molecular function: protein binding. The record is from RefSeq and is a predicted model, not a curated record. Bases 333 to 1736 code for a protein of 467 amino acids. Gene Ontology annotation, biological process: regulation of JNK cascade. The transcript is spliced from 10 exons. NCBI's taxonomy places the organism in Eukaryota, Metazoa, Chordata, Mammalia, Eulipotyphla, Talpidae. Gene Ontology annotation, cellular component: cytoplasm.